AUGUCUACUCAGACAAGUAUGAUAUCGAAUAAACCAACAGGAAAAACUCUUUUAACUCAUAUCGUACCGUUGGCUGAAAUGGACAGUGAUUUAUUUAAACCAUUACCGCAUUGUCAAGAUUGCAAAACAUGUUUAAAAUUAAGUUGGACAGUUGGGAUGAAUAUUAGUAUCCCUAUUAUCAACAUGACUGUUGGUGGAAAAACGAGAUAUUUUUAUGUUCUUGGAAAUGUUGGCAUCUUAGCAUCAGGUGAGAAUAAUGAUAAUAAGGAAAGUGACUUCAUAGCACAAUUUUCACUUUCAGGUAGUGGAAAAGCCCAAAUAAUAUUACAAGGUCAUGUGAAUAGAAUCGUCAGUGCCUCGGUUAGUAACGAUAAACAAUGGUUGAUUACUGCCGAAUCUGGCGUCCAAGCAUUUUGUAUUGUAUGGAAUGCUUACACUGGUCAACCAGUAAAAUAUUUAACAGAUAUUCAUGAACAUGGCAUUUGUCAAGUGUACAUGAGCAAAGAUGCUAAAUUAGUGGCCAUUUUAACAGAAGUGCCACAACAAAAAAUUGUUCUGUGGCGAUGGUCAAACGAUGAAUCGAUGCCAACGUCUCUACCCGUCAUUCCUCUUCAAUGUGAACAACAAACAUUUUUUACAAUGUUGGAAAAUCAUUCCCUAUUUUGUAGUUGUGGACAUGAUAGUGCCAUAUUUUAUAUACCAAGUAAAGAUUCUGAAACAGUGAGGCUGGAAGUGCACAAUGAUAUUCAAAAAAAAUUAAGACAAAGAACGGUACAAAUCAUAUUUUGCUAUAUGCUACCAGAUUCAAAACAAGCCGUAAUCAUUACGAAAACGGGCAAAGCAAUAUUUUUCGAUGUUGAAUAUGCCGCAGUAGGCCUACGCAGCAGUCCCGAUCAAACUCGUUAUCAACAGUUCAUCGUGACUUCAGCCACCACGUUCAAUAAACCAAGUCAUUCUACAACGAAUAUUCACGACAGUGUCUCAACUACCUCUUCCGCUGGUAUAGUGAGAGAAAAUCAAGUGUAUGUGGUGGAAACUGUAAUGAAACGUUUACACGAUCUUCAGCGUCAAAUAACUGCCAUUGAAUAUUUUUCAUCACAUAUUAUUAUUGGCACGGAAACAUCUCAGAUAGUCGUUUAUGACUCAAAUUUGCAUUUUAUUAAACAAUAUUCUCUGUUUGGUAUCGGACCGUUGUAUUCGAUAGCAGUUAAUAAAUUUAGUGAUGGUGAUCGAAAAGAAACCAUAGACACAUUAACAAGCACUGAGAAAAUAUUUGAAUUAAAUGAAGUUAUUUGUGGAUCGAAUAGUGCAGUCAUCAUUACACAAAAAAACUUUCAGUUAAUCAAAAUUGUUCAGAUAAUGCCAUUAGGACAAAUAACUGAUAUUUGUUUGAGAGCAGUAUCGUCUGUUUUACUUGUUGGUACAAGUAUUGGACAUUUGUAUGUCUGGCACGGAGAGAGUCGUGUGCUAUUUAUCGACAAACAAAUAUCAUCGGCAUCUACAAUUGGUAUAUCAAAAUUAUGUUUAAGUGGUGAUGGCUCUCAUUUGGCUGUUGGUCUUGAUAAUGGUCUCAUUUGGGUGUAUGAUGCAGCCACAUAUAAUCCGUUGAACAAUCAUCCGUUACACAAUUCAAGAUCUCCUGUCACACUCAUUGAAUAUUCUCCUAACGGUAUAUUUCUUGCUGCAAUUGUUGAUAGUACUGCUGUGUCACUCUACAUUCGCGAUGCAAAAAAAUCGAAUAUUUAUCAUAAUUAUGGGCGAUGUGUUGCUCAUUUCAAUGGUGUUAGCGCUAUUUUGUUUACAGAAGACAAACAGACAAAAAGACAAUGUUUGUUCUCGUGCGGCGGUGAUGGAGAUCUCGUCGAAUAUACUGUUGAUGGUGAACGAUUGUUUCCAUUUGGUGUUCAAUCGAGAUCAAAUUUGUGUGAUUAUCCAUAUUAUGCACACUCUGUUGUCCAAUAUUCAUCAGACCCAAAAAAUCACUAUCUCGUUUGUUCUAUAAGUGAUGCAAGAAUUAAAUUCAUUGAAUUGGCAACAAAACGAUGUCGAUGGACAAUACAAGUAUUUCCUCAAUAUCAAAUCUAUGAGCAGAUCAAAGUGUGGCCAGUCGAUUGCAAUGAUCAGUAUGAAUCGAAUUAUUUGGCAUUUCGUAGUACAGAUUAUAUUGGUGUAAUGAAACUGCCUGGUACUGGUAGUCCUACUGAAUGUGAUUUGAUAUUAGCUCAUGGAGGUGGUGUUCAAACAAUUGAUGUUGCAACUGGUCGUAACGUUAUCGUGUCGUGUGGACGUAAAGAUAGUUGUAUUUUUAUUUGGAAAUUUGAUCUCGACUGCAUGAAAAAACGUUUACAACAAAAUCAACAAAAUCCAAUGAAGAAUUUUUAUUCAUUAUUAGAUUGGUCAUCCAACGAUGCUCAUAGUGAAUAUCGUGAUUUAGAACUAAUAUUUUAUUACAUUCAACUACAAGAUUCAACCAAUUUAAAAAUAAAUGAGAAAAUUCCAUUAACACUAGUACCCGAUUUUGCACGUGCCAUUGGUGUUUAUCUAAGUGAAAGAAAAAUUCAAGAACUGUACGAUGAACUAUGUUACACUAAGCAAAUAUCAAAUCCAAGAGAUAUUUAUAUUGAUUUUUCGGAAGUAAUUCGAAUUUAUUUUAAUCAUUUGACAUCAAUUCCGACGUCAUCAAUAAAAAUUAUUAAGACAUUCUUUGAAGAAGUGACAAGUAAUCAACAAAAUAAAAAUGCUACAUUGAACAUCCAUGAUUUAUUGCAAAUUUUAGUCACGGAAGGAGAACGAAUGACAAUUGAUGAACUUCGUGAGGCAUUUUAUGCUGUAGACAUUUUCACUACUGAUAUCGAAAAUUUUCAUGAUUUGUCAGAAAAUUAUACGUUGAAUGAAUUUUUAAAAUUAUUUUCUCGUAAGGAUUCGAAUGGAAUGUUGCCUAAUGAUGAACAUGAAGCAGAAGCGUUUAGUAAUGGUAAAGAAGAAGAUAUUACCACGAUUAAUGAACAUAAACUAAUGAAAUCUCAUAUGAACCAUUAUUCUGAAACCACUCAACCAAAUAAAUUUGUUGUAUCUCAAACACUUGAGCAUGAUUAUGUUGACAUAUUAAAACCACGAGAAAAACGGCGAGAUACAAAAUAUAGUUCAAUUUUUAGUGCUACAAGUAGUACAAAUGGACCGACUUAG
This is a messenger RNA of Didymodactylos carnosus, 3186 nucleotides long. The record is from the annotation of a GenBank genome assembly. NCBI's taxonomy places the organism in Eukaryota, Metazoa, Rotifera, Eurotatoria, Philodinida, Philodinidae.